This is a messenger RNA of Epinephelus moara (kelp grouper), 1396 nucleotides long. Its product is annotated as rho GTPase-activating protein 11A-like. NCBI's taxonomy places the organism in Eukaryota, Metazoa, Chordata, Actinopteri, Perciformes, Serranidae. Bases 50 to 1210 code for a protein of 386 amino acids. The record is from RefSeq and is a predicted model, not a curated record. Gene Ontology annotation, biological process: signal transduction. The transcript is spliced from 8 exons.
GAGUAACAAAGGCUGUUGAACUGCUUAGUUUUUGAUAUCUGUCAGUAAUAUGAAGGUUACAGACAGUAAUGUGCUGCGGUUUCACCUCCAAGUUAUUUAUGGGAUAAGUGUGAAGAGCUUUGAGAAGAAAAAGGACAGACUGUUUGUCGGUGGAGCAAAGCUCUUUGGUGUUCCUCUGGAGAAUUUAUCCAGGCGAUACAUUCCUGAGUUUGGCCUGGUGCCCUGCUUCUUGGUGGAUGCUUGUUCAUUUCUGCUGGAGCGUGUUGCGACUGUAGGCCUGUUCAGAAAACCAGGCUCUCUUCCUCGCAUCAAGACCCUCAGGGCCAAGCUGAAUAGAGGAGAGGGGUGUCUGACCACAGCCCUCCCCUACGAUGUGGCGACUCUCAUCAAACAGUUUUGCAGAGAGCUGCCGGAGCCUCUGCUCCCCUCCGAGCUCCACGCAGCUCUGCUCAAAGCCCAGGCGCUGUCCAGCAUGCAGGACAGGACUUCAGCUCUCCAGCUGCUGUCCUGUUUGCUACCUGCCAGGAACUCCUCCUGUCUGCACUACCUGUUUGACUUCCUCUCCAAAGUCUCCCAGAGAUGCUCAGAAAACUUGAUGACCAGCUCCAACCUCGCCACAGUCUUCGCUCCGUGUCUUUUACCGCCUCCCAACAAGGCAGAGAUGUCUGAAGGGCGACUUGAACUCAGAGUUCUCGUCCUACAUACCUUCAUUGAAAAUCCUCACUUAUUUGGUGUGAUUCCUAAACCUGUGAUGGACAGUAUGGAGUUCCUGAUGAACUUCAAUCCUCUGAAAGACGCAAAGAGAGGACACAGAAAAAGACACAGUUUUAAAGUAAUUCGGUCUGUGAAGACGGUGCCUUGGAUUCAAGCAAAGUCAAAAGUCAGGCCUGCAGCCCCUGAGCAGAGCCAAGAGCCCACCUCAGGAGACAAACCCUCGCUCAGGAGAAGCCUCGGCCUGGAGACUUUCCCUAACGUCCUGCUGUUCAGGAGCUGUGUGCCAUGUGCAGAGCAAGGUUUCAGUCCUGCAGCCACUUUGUCGGACGGUCCCACCAAAGAGACAUGCAAGACGCCACAAGAGCGACUCAAAAGAGAUCUGCGUUUGGGUCAUUUCCCAAGGUUCACCAGAGGACAAGAUGCCGACAGCUCUCCUGUGCUCACCGGUGUGGAGAAACUGCAGCUGACACCCUGGAGAAGAGGCACUUCACUAUAACGUCCCACGUUGCUGAAGCAUGUUAGAUGAUGAUGUAGUGCCUAACAGCAGAUCACUUAACUUACAUUUUAAUAUUCUACAUUUUAGUUAAUUUAUGUAUUUCACUAUUUAUUUCACAACAGACUGUUGUAUGGAUGAACUUUCAUCAUUUUUUUAAUAUCCUGUGAAUAAAAGUUUUUUUCUAUU